Molecule: messenger RNA, 3562 nt
Organism: Cavia porcellus (domestic guinea pig)
Lineage: Eukaryota; Metazoa; Chordata; Mammalia; Rodentia; Caviidae
Gene: Hmg20a
Product: high mobility group 20A
Exons: 10
Coding region: 211-1254 (347 amino acids)
Biological process (GO): regulation of gene expression
Cellular component (GO): nucleus
Source: RefSeq, a predicted model, not a curated record
UCAGAUAAGUUACGUGUCUGGGGUUUGUUAGCGAUUUUGGUAAAGAAAAAGAAAGACUAUCAAAAUAAAAUGCUGCGGAGUGAUUCCUCUGGCGCUAUGAGACGUCGAGUGUGAGAAGCAGCGGUGACUGAGAGGGGCUGAGGGAACUGUGCUCUGUCCAGGGCCUCGUAUUAGCUCCUGGCCUCGGGUUAUUGUGUCGUCUGCAGGCAGAUGGAAAGCUUGAUGACUAGUUCUACCCUACCACCCCUUUUUGCAGAUGAAGAUGGCUCCAAGGAGAGUAAUGAUCUGGCCACCACUGGGUUAACACACUCAGAGGUUCCCUAUAGCAGUGGAGUUCCAUCGUCCGCUAACAACACUGAGUUUGUGGAGGAUCUCUCCCAAGGCCAGCUGCUUCAGAAUGAGUCUUCAAAUGCUGCAGAAAGCAAUGAACAGCGGCAUGAAGAUGAGCAAAGAAGUAAACGAGGAGGUUGGUCCAAGGGAAGAAAGAGGAAGAAACCUCUUCGGGACAGCAAUGCGCCCAAAUCUCCCCUUACAGGAUAUGUUCGGUUCAUGAAUGAGCGUCGAGAACAGCUUCGAGCAAAGAGACCAGAAGUCCCGUUUCCAGAAAUCACAAGAAUGUUAGGCAAUGAGUGGAGUAAACUGCCUCCUGAGGAAAAGCAGCGCUACCUUGAUGAAGCAGACAGAGAUAAGGAGCGUUACAUGAAGGAACUGGAGCAGUACCAGAAGACCGAGGCCUACAAGGUCUUCAGUAGAAAAACCCAGGACCGGCAGAAAGGCAAAUCUCAUCGGCAAGAUGCAGCCCGACAGGCAACCCAUGAUCAUGAGAAAGAAACAGAAGUCAAGGAGCGAUCUGUGUUUGACAUUCCUAUAUUUACAGAGGAGUUCCUGAACCACAGCAAAGCACGCGAGGCUGAGCUGCGCCAGCUCCGGAAGUCCAACAUGGAGUUCGAGGAAAGGAAUGCAGCACUGCAGAAACAUGUGGAGAGCAUGCGCACAGCUGUGGAGAAACUGGAGGUGGACGUGAUCCAGGAGCGCAGCCGCAACACAGUCCUGCAGCAGCACCUGGAGACCCUGCGGCAGGUGCUGACCAGCAGUUUUGCCAGCAUGCCCCUGCCUGGAAGUGGUGAGACACCAACAGUGGAUACCAUUGAUUCGUAUAUGAACAGAUUGCACAGUAUUAUUUUAGCGAACCCCCAAGACAAUGAAAACAUCAUAGCUACAGUGCGGGAAGUUGUGAGCAGGCUUGAUCGCUAGGGAAUGGUCUCACAGCUCCCACAUGUCCCGUGUUUUUACUUGUGCGGAAAGAGAAGCCAUCCGUGGAAAUUGGAACUGUGUGGGGAUCCAGAAGAACCACAGACCCUUGUGCUUGUGAAGAAUUCUCAGUGAGUGCAGCGCUUCACCCCAGAAAGCCAGAUCAGGUAGCUCAGGGGGCACGUGUGUGAGACCUCCCUACAGAUCAUCCUCGGCAAGCUUUGAAAGUGUACAGCCACUCUUCCUAGUGUUCGAGUCUUCUGUCAUCCCCAUCUCUGUUAAAGCAGAUCUGUAUAUAUUCUGCUGACUGGGUGACUGAAACCACCACAGCAGAGACUUCCUAGUUGUCACAGUUCCAAUUGGACCUUUUUAUCACUGGAGCUCAUUUUCUCACCUAGCUGUCACUUUUUUUUAAAUGCCUUUGGGUGAUUUUUGCUUCCCUUUUUCCCCACCAAGUUGUACAUCUCUAUCUUCUGACCCCUGGGCUCAGUUGCUCAGCAGGGCUCUGAAGGAGCAUUUCUUUCAUUGGAUGGCCCCAGUCUUCUCCCAUCAUUGCCCGCAGUGACUGCAAAGAGAGGAGCUUCUUGUUGACAGUGCCCUGUGGAGGAAGCCCUGUGUUCCCCACCACACACAGUGCUCAGUGGGUGCCAGCCCUCACAGGCAGCUUUGUGAUUGCUGCCCUGAAGGGGAAGGUGCCUUUAUCCUCCCCGAGCUGCCUGCUGUUUUCUGGGCAGUGCUCCUGCACAGACAUGGUGUCCCCACCCCAGUAAGGCUAUUCUGUCCUCAUCUUUGGCCGUAUCUUGUGGAGCAUUUUGCUGAGGAAAAGGUCAUUGGUAAACAGAGAGCAGGGGAAAAAGUAGUUUUUAUUUGGUAUUUAUUAUUUUAAGCCCAGAGUUUAUCGUAAGCGAAACCCAAGGUAAUCCCUAUCUCGAUGAGGUGUGAGAGUCAUGGACUUAGGUGUAAGCAGUGUUGGAAAUAGUCUCUUGAGCUGGCAGAAAGGGCACAGAAGAAUUUGAUGUCCUUUGUCUUCCUUCUAUAUCCAUUAACUGCUGAAUAUGUACAAAAGGAGGCGUCUUUCCUUCCCUCUCCCUAGUAAGGAAUUUUUUCUUUUUAACAGCAAAAGUGAAGAGGGUUCAGAUUAUCUCCUCAGGGUCUUUUUUUUCUUUUCUCUUUACGCUCUAGAGCACAAGGCUGAAGGUGGCAGCUGAGAUCUUUGGAACCAAAGCAGAGCAUGCUGGGCCUGUGGGCUUGGCACCUCACCAUUGAAGGCAGGUGAUGGCAGUGUGGCCCUUUAUAGUGUACCCCAAAGCCUAGAUGCAAGCUAGAAAUCCCAUUCUAUAGCUGCACCAUUUCCUCUUAACACUGUGAUCUUCUUGCCUGUGUUUGUCAGCCCCAAGGAAAUUAAGAGCAACAACAAGAAGUCUUGCUUUGUGAUGUCUUGUGUGAAUACACAUACAGUUUCUGUGUACUGAAGCCCACCUGCCACCACUUGACAGCUUAUAGAAUAAGACCCCUUCCUUCAUUCUCUGUUGCUGUAAAGCCAGCAGUUCUCCUGCCUCUCUCUAUUUUCCCAUGUCCUUUCUCUCAUCUUACUGUUUUUGCCCCUUAGAUUCCUUGUCUAUUGAGUCCAAGUUAGAGCUCAUUGUCUGUGGCAGAAGGACGUCAAAGCUGGCUCUGGAAGUUGGUCUGCCUUCUGCUAGAUGCUAUCUGCCCUGUCUUCUUUCCUCUCUAUAUUUCUGUUUCUGCUUUGUGUUCAGUUUCUUGCAACGUCAGCAGCACUGAUUUUGUAGCCAGGAAGGCUACUCUAGCUGGACACCUCACAGUGACUGGACGCAUGCAUGUGCAGGGGGACACAGCGCUCGGGAGCACCCUACAACAUGGAACCGCAUGCACUGAAGCAGCUGCAUACCUGCUUCAUGGUGUUGUGGGAUUGUGAGGUCGUGGGGAGAGACCUGUGCUACCUCCUCUUUGUGCUGUAAUGGGCUGACACAACAUCCCGUUGCUGUGUCCCAGGAGACUGGUAGACACUCCGCACUGACGUGUUCUCUUAAGAAAUAAGCUGUUGCCUAUUCAGUGUUAAAGGCUCCCUUCUUUCUUUUUAUUAAAACACGAGCAGCUGAGGAAAGGGAGACGAGGUGUUCUGUUUCUGACAGAUUAUAGAAAAAAUACUGUGUACAUGUGUUUGGAACUGUUGAAAUGCCAAGUUUUCUGUACAAGUGUUUUUGUAAUUAAACUUUUAGAUUUUCUUUGUUUUUAAGGAAGUUGAUAUGCUUGCUUGACAUUUGUCUCAUUAAAACUUUUUUAUGUUGAA